AUGUGGACCGCACAAGUUCUUCCUCUUCUGGCAGCACUGGCUUUGCCAGCCUCUGCAUUGCCUGAGCCGCCUACGAGAGUCCUAGCAGCAAGACAAUCCGUCGUCACGCCUCCCCCGUGCAAGGCAAUCAGCCCACCACCAUCACCAGCCGAGACUGAACAGCGAUUCAAUACAUUCGCCGACGAAUUCCUGGUGAAGAAGAACCUCACUGCUGCGUUCGAAUUCAUUUCCUCGACGUAUAUCAACCACAAUCCAUUCGCCGACGACGGCCCAAAUGCGGCCUUGGAUUUCCUCGGUCCUGUUUGGCCCGGCACCCAGAUCACAGUCCUGAGGACUCGAUAUAUCGACCCUCAGGGCUUCUUGAACUACAACGCUAGCGGAAUUGGAACUGUUGUCGACAGGUUCAGGUGGGAAGCAGGCUGCAUUGUCGAACACUGGGAUCAAGGCGAGGUGUUCCCUGGCGACGCAUCGAACACAACAUCGACACCAGCCACGAACUCGAACGACACGACUACACCAGUGACACCAGUGACGAGCGGUGCCAUGAGGCGAUACACCCUGUUUGGAAGGCGAUGA
Molecule: messenger RNA, 576 nt
Organism: Diaporthe citri
Lineage: Eukaryota; Fungi; Ascomycota; Sordariomycetes; Diaporthales; Diaporthaceae
Exons: 3
Coding region: 1-576 (191 amino acids)
Source: RefSeq, a predicted model, not a curated record